Miscanthus lutarioriparius is the source of this 1563-nucleotide messenger RNA. NCBI's taxonomy places the organism in Eukaryota, Viridiplantae, Streptophyta, Magnoliopsida, Poales, Poaceae. The record is from the annotation of a GenBank genome assembly.
AUGGCGGCGAUCUGGCGAAGAGCAUGGAGGUCCAAGAAGGUUUCAUCCACCGGGCGUGGCGACGGCGACGGCGCUCUGCAGCCGAUUCUUGGCAGCAGCAGCAUCAGCACCACCACCACUUCAGGUACCCGUAGUACCACCAUGACCCUCUCCACCUCCGCGUACACCACCUCAUCCGAACCAGUCAGAGACGAGGAGGAAGAGAGUGCCAUGGAGCUCAGGCAGGAGGAGAUUGUGAAGACGCGCCGGCACAUGAGGGGCCUGGUGGAGGAAUUCCGUGCUGGUGUCGAUGGCAACUUCACUGCCCCGGACAGGUGGCUCUCGGAGCUGCACGUCGCCUGGCUUCUCCGUCCUGCUGAUGCUGAGCCUGAGCUUGGUGCGUCUGGGCAGAGGAUAUUGGUCCUGCGGGAGAUGCAGAGUUGGAUCCUGGCUCUGCAGGUGAUCCGCACAUCCGUAUCGAGAUGCUUGAGUGGACUUUACAGCGACGAUGAAGCAACCGUUGGGCCACCGGCUGCAGUUUCUCAAUUUGUAAAAUUUCUCAAGGUAACUUUGCUGAAGAUGCUCACCUUUGUUGACGCGAUUGUUGCUCUUGAUCCAUUGAAUGUUGAUGGUGCCAGCAGCCAACAGCAUGUUUCUUCUAGCAGUGUGGUACUGGUGGUGAUGGAGGCAGCUGAGAAGGUCCGGGCACUGCUAGAUGUGCGCCAUACUCUGUCCGCGGCCUCAGAACAGAUCAUGAUGGCUUUCUGUUCCUCGCCCUACGUGCAGUCCACAAAGGUAGCUGACGAUAUCGGAGGCCUCUUGUCAGCACAGCUGUGUAAGCUGGAUCAUGCCAUACGGGACACAUUUGAUCACAUCAGAACUGCUGUCACUCCGUCAUUGGACGACGACGACUCCCCAAGGGCAACGAGUGCUACUCAGACGACUCUGCUGCAGUCAUCACCCGCUAUCCACAAGGUCACUCGGUCUGUCAUAAACUAUAUCAAUAUUGUGUUGUCUACUGAAGCAUUGCUCCCCGCGAAUUAUGCAAGUCAUCAGGGAGAUACGUAUUCUUUGACUACCCUGACAAUGGAGGUAGUCGGUUCCCUAGAGGAAGAGCUUGCCAGAGUGUCGCAGUCGUUCACGGACCAGAGCCUCAGGUUCAUCUUCUUGAUCAACAACUCCUACCUUAUACGGCAGCUGCUAGACACAAGUUGGCCUCCCCAUCUCCAUGACCUCACGUACCUAAGGUUUUUGAACAGCCUCACAAACAGAAUCGACAGAUACAUACAGAGUUAUCUCCAAGUGACUUGGGCACCGGUGUUGGAAUGCCUGCACAAUCCCACGUCUCGUUGCUUCACGAGAGACUCACCGCUGCCAAAGUUCGAGUCCAAGUUUCAGUCGACCUACGCUGCGCAAAAGCUCUGGAAAGUCCCGGACCCUGAGCUGAGGAAAAGGCUGCGUGAAGUCAUCAUCAAGAAAGUCGUUACAGGCUUUAAGGAAUACUUGGAGGAUCACAACAGCAUCACCCCAGGAGUCACUCCUCAGGAGCUGAAGGAGAUCCUGCAGGAGCUAUUCGAAGGAUGA